Molecule: messenger RNA, 2740 nt
Organism: Gekko japonicus
Lineage: Eukaryota; Metazoa; Chordata; Lepidosauria; Squamata; Gekkonidae
Gene: LTV1
Product: LTV1 ribosome biogenesis factor
Exons: 11
Coding region: 119-1576 (485 amino acids)
Biological process (GO): ribosomal small subunit export from nucleus; ribosomal small subunit biogenesis
Cellular component (GO): cytosol; nucleus; preribosome, small subunit precursor
Source: RefSeq, a predicted model, not a curated record
UUCCCGGAACCGGAAGUGCGUGCGCGAGGCUCAGCGGGCGUGCGGUGUUUGUGGCGUUCGCUUUCGGGGACCUGGGGGACAGAGUACGUGACGGUCGCGCUGUCUGUUUUCUGGCGCUAUGCCUCAUAGGCGGAAGAAACCAUUCAUAGAAAAGAAGAAGGCUGUAACAUUUCAUUUAGUACACAGAAGUCAGAAGGACCCUUUGACAGCAGAUGAAACUGCACCCCAGAGAAUUCUAUUACCUGCGCAAAAGGGAAAUGAUGAAAAACGGAGAGAAGAACAGAGGAAAUAUGGAGUCUUCUUCGAUGAUGACUAUGAUUACUUGCAACAUCUCAGAGAAGCUUCUGGAACUUCUGAGCUUGUUCCAUCAAGCAUCCAAAGCCAACAAGGCAGGAUUAUAGUGACCAAAGAAGGGGAGGUUGAAGAGGAAAUUCAGUGCAUUUUGGCUCCCACUAUUAAUUUGCCCUCAUCAGUGUUUGCAUCAGAUUUUGAAGAGGAUGUGGGACUGUUAAAUAAAGCUGCUCCUGUUUCAGGGCCCAGGCUGGAUUUUGACCCCGACAUUGUUGCUGCACUUGAUGAUGAUUUCAAUUUUGACGAUCCAAAUAAUCUUCUUGAGGAUGACUUCGUUUUAAAUGCCAAUAAGCCUGGGAGCAUAGAGCAGGAAGAGGAAGGUUAUUGGGAAUCGAAAGCUGGAGAUGAAGAUGAAUGGGAGGACGUGGAGGAAGAGGAGAUGGAUGGAAAGAACAUUUGUAGUGAUGGAGAGUAUGAGUCUGAGGGUCCUUUGUCAGAUGACAGUGAAAUUGGAGGAGAGAUGAAAGAAUUUCUUUUCAUGCAAGAAGAGACCAAGAGCCGUUUCACAGAAUACUCCAUGACCUCCUCAGUAAUAAGAAGGAAUGAGCAGCUGACCCUUCUGGAUGAGAGAUUUGAGAAGUUUUUCGAGCAGUUUGAUGAUGACGAAAUUGGAGCAUUAGAUAAUGCAGAACUGGAAGGCUUCAUUCAAAGUGACAGUGCUCGGCUACGGGAAGUCUUGAAUGACUACUACAAAGAGAAAGCAAAGGACUGUGUGAAACUAAAUGACCUUGAAAUCGGGGAGGAUUCAGAGGUGCUCCUGAAUAAGUCAGUAGAAGAAGCAGAUGAAGAACAAGAGGAAAUUGUAACUUUAAUUAUAGAGGAGCCCAAAGAAAAAUGGGACUGUGAAUCCAUUUUAAGUACCUAUUCAACCUUAUACAAUCAUCCAAAACUUAUUGAAGUUCCACAAAAGCCAAAACCAAUCAAAGUGUCCCAUAAGACUGGAAUCCCACUGGAUGUUUUGCCUAAAAGAGGACUUACAGCUAAGCAGGUUGAGUGCAUGCAGAUGAUUAAUGACAGUGACCUGCCAAGAGUCUCCACACAACCACGUCCCAAAAAGGAAAGUAAAGAAGAUCACAAAGCCAGAAAACAAGCUAUCAAAGAAGAACGCAAAGAACGCAGAAUAGAGAAGAAAGCAAACAAAAUAGCCUUCAAACAUGAGAAAACAAGGCAACAGAAAGAGCUGCUCAACUUGCAACAGAAUGUUCAAGGGCUCAAAUUGUUAUAAUCAGAUUAAUUGCUUCUUAUGAAGGACAUUCAACCACCUUGUUCUUUGUUAUCAUCUCUGAAAAGGUUACUUUCGCUGUCUUCAGUCUGUUCUGACACAGAAUAAUAUCUUCUAGCGAAAUUGUUACCCAAUAUUUGGUACAAAAUAGUGGAGACUCUGCAUAAAGAAGUAUCUGGCCGGGAUGUCAGGGCUCCUCCAUUUUGAAAAGUUGUAUUAUGUUAUUAUUCUUGUGCUGUAUGCUGCUGUAUUGUAACACACAAUCUGGCAGAACCACAUAAUUCUAGAAGAACCAAAAAUAACAGAAAAGAAGUGAGAUUACUGAUUUUAACAACAUAACAGCUUAAAACCCAUGAACAAUUUGUGGAUUCUCACUCCUGAGAAGAGGAAGUCAUAUGCUGAUUUACAGUGUGAUCAUUUAGGGAAUCAGUAUAAGCCCUUUGAUUUCUUCUGGGCUUACAUUGGAAUUGCACUGUUAACCUCAUAAUUUGUCUAUAAUAAAGAUACGUCCUUAAAAGUUAUUUAUAUAGUUUUUAAAUGGGCAAAGUGUUCAAAGACUUUGUUAUAUAAGUAAAAUUGGAUAAGAAAAAUCAUUUAUGCUGUCCUGAGCUUCUUGGAGAACAGGUGGGGUAAAAAUGGAUGGAUUGAUAAAAGUUUAAAAGUUGGCACUUAAUUUCUUAGUCCAGUUUAAAUCAUUUUUCAGCAUUUGCGGCAGUGCUUGGGUUAUAUUUCCUUGCCUGGUUGUACUGUUUUUGACAGUAGUUACAGUUUGCUUUCUGUAUACAAAAAGCACCCCAGAAAUCUAUGCAUUUUGCCAUUGGGGCAGGGUACUUUUUACUCCAGUCCAUGUCAUAUUGGGAUACAAAAAAGCCACAAGAGUCAUUAAGAAAACUCUGAUCUGAGAAAUCAUUUUUAAGUGGUCUGGAGAGCUAUACAGCCUUUUCUGAUAAUCUGGAGUACAUUUACCUCACCACAGGGAGAGAUAUUGGUGGGUUAGUGACAAACCACCCUAAAUAAAAAAAGACGUUAAGAAUUAUUAGUUUUGACAUGUUUUCCUUUAUAAUGCAUAUUAGGUUGUUAGUUAUCUAUAAGUGGGAACAUGCAAUGACUUGUGGGAGGCAUCUCAUUUCCCUCUCCCCCACUAUUUCCUUUUUCCCAUCCCUGAAA